AGGAGGGGUUGAGAAAACCACGUGUGCAGCAGCAGCACCGUGAGCAGCGCUGUCCUUCCUCGGGUAGACUUGUUUUUGUAAGCCUGUACCCUUCGCAUGUAGCCAGCGAUAGCCUGAAUCAGCCGGAGAAGCAAGAUUGUUUUCCUAUUUCUUUUACAGCCUCACAGACUCGCACUGCUGCUGGGAUUUGUACUGCUGCCACACUGACUGCCGACCAUGGUGAGCAAGACAGAUGACAUACCGGCGUCAGUGCCCGACUGUAAUCCGGUUGAUCUUGCGGAUGAAGCAGGAGAUGGAGCCCGGGACAGCAACGAAAGCAGCAAGACACAUCUGAAGGACUCAUGCGGCUGUGGGCACAGUGUCGAUACAGCCAUGGUGAAUGGUGAUGGAGCUCAUGGCCACACAGAGGAGGCAGAAUCCAAACCGGAUGGGAACGGUGAGGCGGAUGGUGGAGAGGAGUCCAACGAACAGGAAGUGAUUGUGAUCCAGGACACUGGCUUCACCGUUAAGAUCCAGGCACCUGGGACAGAGCCAUUCGACCUGCAGGUAUCUCCCCAGGAAAUGGUCCAGGAGAUCCAUCAGGUGUUGAUGGACCGUGAGGAUACCUGCCACCGAACCUGCUUCUCCCUGCAGCUGGACGGAAACGUGCUGGACAACUUUGCUGAGCUCAAGUCCAUUGAGGGCCUGCAGGAGGGCUCGCUGCUCAAAGUGGUGGAAGAGCCGUACACAGUGCGCGAGGCCCGCAUCCACGUGCGUCACAUCCGAGACCUACUGAAGAGUCUGGACCCCUCGGACGCUUACAAUGGAGUGGACUGCAACUCGCUCUCCUUCCUCAGCAUCUUCACUGACGGAGACCUUGGAGAUAGCGGUAAGAGGAAGAAGAAGGGAAACGAGCUGGAGCAGAUCGACUGCACCCCCCCAGAGCACAUCCUGCCCGGCAGCAAAGACCGCCCACUGGUGCCCCUCCAACCACAGAACAAGGAUUGGAAGCCUAUGCAGUGCCUGAAGGUCCUGACCAUGAGCGGCUGGAACCCUCCACCAGGAAACAGGAAGAUGCACGGCGACCUCAUGUACCUGUACAUGGUGACUGUGGAAGAGCGCCACGUCAGCAUCACUGCCUCCACACGCGGCUUCUACCUCAACCAAUCCACUACCUACACCUUUAACCCUAAGCCAGCCAAUCCCAGUUUCCUGAGCCAUUCUCUGGUGGAGCUGCUGAGCCAGAUCAGCCCUGCCUUUAAGAAGAACUUCACUGCCCUGCAAAAGAAAAGGGUCCAGAGGCACCCGUUCGAGAGGAUAGCCACUCCUUUCCAGGUGUACAGCUGGACAGCCCCACAGGUAGACCACGCCAUGGACUGUGUCCGAGCUGAGGACGCCUACACCUCCCGCCUGGGUUAUGAGGAGCACAUACCUGGACAGACUAGAGAUUGGAACGAGGAGCUGCAGACCACCAGAGAGCUGCCCCGGAAGAACCUGCCUGAACGCCUGCUGAGGGAGAGAGCCAUAUUUAAGGUCCACAGUGACUUUGCAGCGGCUGCCACUCGAGGCGCCAUGGCAGUUAUUGACGGCAACGUAAUGGCCAUAAACCCUGGUGAGGAAACGCGAAUGCAGAUGUUUAUCUGGAACAACAUCUUCUUCAGCCUCGGCUUCGAUGUGCGGGACCACUAUCGCGAGCUGGGUGGAGAUGCGGCUGCCCAUGCAGCACCCACCAAUGACUUGAAUGGAGUACGUGCUUACGGGGCCGUAGAUGUGGAGGGCCUGUACACUCUGGGGACAGUAGUGGUGGACUACAGAGGGUACCGAGUCACCGCACAGUCAAUCAUCCCUGGGAUCCUGGAGCGUGAGCAGGAGCAGAGCGUCAUCUACGGAUCCAUCGACUUUGGGAAGACGGUGGUGUCUCACAUCAAAUACCUGGAGCUGCUGGAGAAGACAAGCAGGCCACUCAAGGUUCAGAGGCACAGCGUAUUAAAUGAGAAAAACGAGACAGUGGAGCUGUGCUCUUCCGUUGAGUGCAAGGGCAUCAUUGGAAACGACGGCCGCCACUACAUUCUGGACCUUCUUCGUACUUUCCCUCCUGACCUCAACUUCCUGCCUGUGGAAGGAGAGGUGCUGCCUCCAGAGAGUCAGCGCCAAGGCUACCCUCGCCAGCACCGCCACCGCCUGGCUUGUCUACGCCAGGAGCUCAUCGAGGCCUUUGUGGAGCACAGAUACCUCCUCUUCAUGAAGAUGGCAGCGUUACAGCUCAUGCAGCAGAAAGCAAACAAGGACACAAAGAUUGACGUGCCUGCUAUCACAGAAACCUCUGAGACAAGCUCAGAAAGCAAAGAUGAGCCAACCCCGACACAGACUGCUGCAUCAGAUCCUCCCAGUGCAACAGACGUCUCCGCUGACAGCACGAGCCCGACAGACAGCAGCACCCCGGCUGCCACGCCGGCAGCGACUGAAGGUGAAGAAAACUCCUCGAAGCCCACCACAAACGGGCCUCUAGACCUCACAACCACCCAGAACGGAGAAUGCAAGAGCCCAUUGGAGGGUAAGGAGCUUGAGGAAAGUAUUCCAGGAUUAGCUCAAGCCAAAGAGCUAGCGGAGACCUUAGUUGCCGAAGAUGGAUCUUGUAUUGAUCCUAAAAGUCGUGAGGUCGUCCUCAACGCCUGCAAGGCAGUCGGCUCCAUCAGCAACACGUCUUUUGACAUUCGCUUCAACCCUGACAUCUUCUCCCCAGGAGUACGUUUCCCAGAUGAGAGUACAGAUGACGUGCAGAAGCAGAAGCAGCUUCUCAAAGAUGCUGCUGCCUUCCUUGUUUCCUGUCAGGUCCCAUCACUGGUUAAAGACUGUUUGGACCACAGCUCUGUGCCCAUGGAUGGAGCCACACUGACAGAGGCCUUGCGCCAGAGAGGCAUCAAUGUCCGCUAUUUGGGCACAGUUCUGGAGUUUGUGGACAAAACUCCUGCCAAAGCCCAACUGGAGCACUUCUAUAGAAUAGGAAUCAGUGAGCUCAUCACCAGAUGUGCAAAACAUAUCUUCAAGACAUACCUGCAGGGUGUAGAGUUGUCUGCCCUCUCUGCUGCUGUAAGCCAUUUCCUCAACUGCUUCCUGAGCUCCUUCCCUGACGCAGUCGCCCACCUUCCUCCCGAUGAGCUGGUGUCGCGCCGCAAAAGCCGCAAGCGCCGCAACAGGGUCCCCGGCGGAGGUGACAACACGGCGUGGGCCAGCCUGACGCCCAGCGAGUUGUGGAAGAACAUCGCAUCCGAGGCCCAGAGCUAUUAUCACUUCACCAUCCAGUGUGAAAGUGCGGACCAGGUGGUGGAGAAAUAUGGCCUCCAGAAAAUCACUCUGCUCAGAGAAAUUUCAGUUAAAACUGGCAUCCAGAUUCUUAUAAAGGAGUAUAACUUUGACAGCCGCCACAAGCCUGCCUUCACAGAGGAGGACAUCCUGAAUAUUUUCCCUGUUGUGAAGCACGUUAACCCCAAAGCCUCAGAUGCCUUCCACUUCUUCCAAAGCGGACAGGCCAAAGUGCAGCAAGGUUUUCUGAAGGAGGGCUGCGAGCUGAUCAACGAGGCUCUUAACCUCUUCAACAAUGUGUACGGAGCAAUGCACGUAGAGAUCUGCGCCUGCCUGCGCCUGCUGGCACGCCUUAAUUACAUCAUGGGAGACCAUCCAGAGGCUCUCAGCAACCAGCAAAAAGCUGUUCUGAUGAGUGAACGAGUCCUCGGCAUUGAGCACCCCAACACAAUUCAAGAAUAUAUGCACUUGGCUCUGUACUGUUUCGCCAAUGGCCAGCUGUCCACUGCCCUGAAGCUGCUGUAUCGCGCCCGUUACCUCUUGUUGAUGGUGUGCGGGGAGGACCACCCUGAGAUGGCACUGUUAGACAGUAACAUCGGGCUGGUGCUGCACGGAGUGAUGGAGUAUGAUUUAUCGCUGAGAUUCCUGGAGAACGCAUUGACCAUCAACACAAAGUACCAUGGAUCCCGUUCCCUCAAAGUGGCCCUCAGCCAUCAUUUGGUUGCGAGGGUUUACGAGAGCAAGGCUGAGUUCCGAUCUGCACUUCAGCACGAGAAGGAGGGUUACACCAUUUACAAGAACCAGAUGGGUGAGGGACAUGAGAAAACCAAGGAGAGCUCAGAGUACCUAAAGUAUCUCACUCAACAGGCUGUAGCUCUGCAGAGAACCAUGAACGAGAUCUACAAGAACGGCUCCAACGCCAGCAUCAUGCCCCUCAAGUUCACCGCACCCAACAUGGCCAGUGUCCUGGAACAGCUCAACAUCAUCAACGGCAUCAUCUUUAUACCACUCAGCCAAAAGGAUCUGGAGAACCUGAAGGCAGAAGUUCAAAGGCGGCAGCAGCUGCAGGAGCUGGGAAAGAUUGAGGAGCCCACCGAGGACAGCCCACUGGAGCUAGAGGACAAAAUUCCCAUCGAUUAAAGUCCGAAUGCCCUCGACGCGGCUACUUUCUGCUAUCGGGGAGGGGGGUAGGCGGUGACUUAACAGCAGUGUCACUGAGCCUGUGGAACUGAGAGCCAAGCGGUCUGAAUCAGCAUUGAAAUAAAUGGGGGAGGGAUGGGUGAGGGCAGAGCAGAGAACAAACAGUAUGAACUGUAGGAAAAAGGAAUACAGAGAUAGGGGACUUCCUACAAGGUAGGAAAAAGAGGGAGCGAGAGUACAAACGCAUAGAACCAAUGUAAUGUGCAAUCUGACAAAUCCCCGGCCCGAGAAGCUGCUGAUGCAGAUGUUAGCUGCUGUAGAAAUACGAUCGCAUAUGAAAGCCUGGUUACAGCCGGGGGGAGGGAGACCAAGGACGACCAUGACAUUGUAUACCAGAGCCUUAUCCGCUGUACCAUAUUCUCCCAGCUCAAAUAUCCCACAACACUGUUAGCCCAGGACCACAUUCUGCCCCGCCAUUCCCUAAAGAGCCUUGGAGCAUGUAGCCACCCCACCCCUCAGUGCUCUAAAACCAGGAAGCACCCACCCUGUCCUAGAACUCAGGGGCACUACUUUCUAUUGUGCACUUAAACCAGAACACAGUCACAAAAUUAGAGAUGUUUCAAGGGGGGCUUCAGAAUGUAAAUCCCCUUCUCUGUGGCUUCUUUGAGCCAUAUUUGCAGCAGUCGCCCGUCAUUCUCACAUGUCCCCUGAUGGUUAAUUAAUUUAAUCUUUCAAUCAUUUUCUCUUUACGACAUCCCAGGUGGGUGCCUGCUGAGUCUGAUGGUUCCUGCCUCUCUGAGCAAGAAAAUGAUAACAGUCACACUAUAGUGAGCCUUCUACCAGUUUGAUUUCAUUUGAUGGAAUUUUCUUCUUUUUUUUUUUUUAAGUAAAUAAUGGAUUUUGUAAAAGUGCAAAGGAGAAAUAUAAAGGUAUUUUAUGCCUGUUGAUCAUCAAUUAAUUUAAGCCAUGUCUGUUUUAUAGAAAAAUGUAUAGAAGUGGAAAAAAAAGAUGUAUAAAUCUAUCUGAUUUAGACAGGUGCUUGAUUGAUGCUAAUGGAAAAUUGCAGAUUUGGCACAUCCACUUUACGCAUUAGAUUUAUCUAUCUAUAUACUAGCUGUGUUCAAUAUUCUAUUUUUACACAUUGAAAGAAUAUGUGCAUGUAUGUUUGUAUGUGUGACAGUGUGUGUGUGUGUGUGUCUUUGUGUAGUUCAACAGAAAAUCUUUCGGCCAGGGCUACUGUUGCUUUUGCUGCUGCUGCAUAGUUUGAAUAGAGGCUAAAAGCAAACAUUGGUGUUCCUAAUGUUUUAUUUUUCUACUCAUAUUUGACCUGUUGGAUGGCUGAAGCCUCUUUUCUUUAAUCAAUCAUGGCCGCCAAUGUAAAUCUGUUUCUGUAUGAGUUGGUACUAAAAUGAGCCUCUUCUCACAAUGGGCUGUAGAGACUGAUUUAUUGUUGCUGGGUGUUGUUUUUUCUUUUCUUUUUUCAUUAUUGGGUUAUCUGUUUGUUUGUAGCUGAGACAAGAACCAGCCAGGGGUGUCUGAGCAUUUUUUGCAGUGCACUUUCUCCUGCUGUUUGACUGUGCGAUCAUGUGCACAGCACAACCAAAAGUGGGCAAAAGAAGAGCUGUCUCAGUUUGAUGUACCAAAAAACACUGAUAAAGGUCUGUGUGCGCUUGUAUACAUGCAAUGUAUCCCUCCCAUGGCAAUUUGUUACUUAAUUGUUGCCGUGUCUAAAUGUAUGUGAUUAAAGCAAUAGAGACGGAGCUCCAAAUGAUUGUUUUUCAAGAAUGCAGUUUUUACUUUACAAAAAGAAAAAACAUGACAGAGGACUACUUUCUGUGUUGGAGGAAUAAUCUAAAAAACAAAAGCAAAGCAGAGCUCUUCAGACUGACAUGGUUGUCACAGGGAUUUUUCCUGAAUGUGCGCCUAAAGAUGAUGUCAUCAUAACAUCAAAAGCAGAGUGUGGUGUGUAUUGUGCCUAUUGUGUAUGCUUCUGAAUGGAACCAGGGUGAUAGCAGGUAAUGACUUUAUCAUGUUAAGAGUCUUGGUUUUGUUUUCUGGGUUUGUUGUAUCAUCAUUACUUUUUCAUUUAAGACCAUUUCUUAAGUCCCCUGCUUAUCAAGUACUGAACAAUAGUAAUACCAACAGUAUCCACAAGGUGGCACACAAACAUCUGUUUCAACCUUAAGGUACAUACAUUGACCCUUACAGACACGUGGAACUCGAAAAUAUUUGUAAAGCCCAUUUAAAAAAAAAUGUUCUUUAAAGCUAAACAUUUCCCAAAUAUGCUCAAAACUUAUAAAAACCUGCUACCAGUCGAAGCUGUUCUGAAAUAUAGAAUCGUGCAGUGAUGGGAGAGAUUUAUAAAACUAUUUGAACAGAUAAAAUUCUUUAAUGCACAUAUAAGAGUGCUUUUGUUUAGUACUACAGUGAAAUAAUUCUGUUUUGAAUUGAUAAGUUUGAUCUGUUACUAGCAUCAGAACUAAGAAAACAAAGUAUGUUGUACUAAAACAAAGUUAAGGGUGAAGUGUAACAUUUCAUGUUUAAUUUACAAACACCAUUUGCAAAGCCUCAGAUGCACUGCCGAUGUAGAAUAUUAAUACUAACUGAAAUUAUCCGUAAUGUAAUCAAUAUACACCAAACAUUGAGUUUGAAUUCUGUGCAAAAACAUUUCAAAGUCUUCAUGAGGGGGGAAAUAGUCUAAUAUCUACUAUCAACAUUAUGCUACCCUCUUGCAUUUAGUGUCACUGAGAAACCUGAAAAGAUGAUUGUCUAAAAGUUUUGUGCUACAUUAGCUGAUGCAAUUUCUUCUGCACAAAGGCGUCUAGUAGGCCGAGUGUUUUGAGUCUGCUUCUCCUGAUGAUGUGUGGCAUUUGUGUGUUGCUCUUUACAGAAUAACAAUCUAAUUAUA
Labrus bergylta (ballan wrasse) is the source of this 7330-nucleotide messenger RNA. It is a transcript of the gene cluha, whose product is annotated as clustered mitochondria (cluA/CLU1) homolog a. Gene Ontology annotation, cellular component: cytoplasm. Gene Ontology annotation, biological process: intracellular distribution of mitochondria. The record is from RefSeq and is a predicted model, not a curated record. Gene Ontology annotation, molecular function: protein binding; mRNA binding. NCBI's taxonomy places the organism in Eukaryota, Metazoa, Chordata, Actinopteri, Labriformes, Labridae.